This is a messenger RNA of Gadus chalcogrammus (walleye pollock), 1788 nucleotides long. Its product is annotated as SHC-transforming protein 1-like. The coding region runs from base 220 to 1788 and encodes 522 amino acids. The transcript is spliced from 13 exons. Gene Ontology annotation, biological process: intracellular signal transduction; cell surface receptor protein tyrosine kinase signaling pathway. Gene Ontology annotation, cellular component: plasma membrane. The record is from RefSeq and is a predicted model, not a curated record. NCBI's taxonomy places the organism in Eukaryota, Metazoa, Chordata, Actinopteri, Gadiformes, Gadidae. Gene Ontology annotation, molecular function: receptor tyrosine kinase binding.
AUCUCAUUCAUAAAGAGAAAAAUUCAUUCAUGAAAGCUGCCCUGCCUCACAGAGAGCGAGAGAGAUAGUGAGUUGGUGAGGAGUUUAUUGGAGAGUCUAUCAGAGAGGUGACGAGUAAGAGAGUUUGUAGAUCAUUGUGAUGGAACUCCUCUCUGCGAGGAGUACACUGGACCAGGACAGCUUUUAGACCAAGCCGACUCUCACAACUACCAAACAGGCAUGCUGCAGCGCACCAAGUACAGCCGCCUUCGCAACGAUUCCCUCAGCUCCCUGGACGACCGACUCCAGGACACCAAGGGAGACCCGCAGGCCCUGGCCGCACCGCUCGCCCCGCUACACGCCCAGGACGCCCAUGCCCGGGCCCCCAACGGAGAGAGCAGCACCCUGAGGGGCUUCAUCCCCCGCAUGGCCGGCAUCUCGCUGCUGGGUGGCCUGGGGGCGCUGACCCACAAAAGCGGGCACAGAAACAUAGACAGACGUGCGGAUGAGCGACCCGUCUCGGACGCGGACUGGACGUCGGGCCAAGCGUCCCGUUGCCACGCCGGAGGCACCAAGGGGCCCAUCGCUCUGCAGGGGUGUCCCCUACACCCGCUGCAAGGUGGUUUGUGCCGUUUGAAGAUAGUCCCCCCGGAAGAGGAGGGCCCUGAGAACAGCGUGGUCCAUCAUCAUCAUGUGGAGUACAUGGGUAGCCUGGAAGUAACGCAGUCCAUGAGAACGCUGGACUUUGACACAAGAAUGCAAAUUACACGAGAGGCUAUUAGUCGUCUAUGUGAGGCAUCGCCAGGUGUCAAGUCAGCUAUAAGAAGUAAAAGGUCCCUGCCGAAGGCUGUGUCAGUGGUUCUGGGUCAGAGCAACCUGCAGUUCUCUGGAAGCAGUGUCAUCCUCACCGUGUCCACAGAGAGCAUGUCUCUCACCACAGUCUGCCCCCUACAGACGGUAGCCCACCACUCCAUACAGGCCAUCUCUUUUGCUUCAGGAGGAGACCCGGACUUGGCGGAUUUCAUUGCAUACGUUGCCAAAGACCCUUCCAACCGGAGACUGUGCUACAUAGUGAAGUGCCCCGCGGGUCGGGCCUGCAAGAUCAUCAGCAGCAUUGAUCAGGCCUUUCAGGCUCGAUUCAGGCAGCUUCUCAGCCAGAAUGCAUUUAUCUUACCCACAACGCAGAGGAUACCAGAACGGUGCUUUAGAGACAACGAAAUCACAGAGUUCAAUGAACGUUCAGGGGAGUCAGACUACUACAAUCAGAUCCCAGGCAAGGUGCCCCCUUCUGGUGGAAUACAUGACCUUCGUAUCUCAAGAGAAGCUGAUCAACAGGACGGUGUGAUACAAGAGAUGCAGGUCUGCUCCUCAAGGCCGAUUUCAUUGUAUGAGAACUGCUGCAUUGCACACGGCCCUGCAGCGCCGUCUACAGUUAAUAUGAGUGUUUGUGAGGCCAGCAUGGAGCCUAUGGAGCAGCCUGACAGUGGACCUGAGUGGCGCCCGCUCUCCCAGGACCUAAUAGAGGAGGAAGGGCUUGGCCGUAAGCAGGCGGAGGCGCUGCUGUCCUGCAGUGGGGACUUCCUAGUCAGGGAGAGUUGCUCUGCCUCGGGCCAGUACGUCCUCAGCGGCAUGGAGGGGCAAACCGUCAAGCACCUCCUUCUGGUCCACCCCAACGGACAGGUGCGCACGUGCGAUCAGGUGUUCCAGAGCGUGGGUCACCUGGUUCGUUUCCACAUGGGGAGUCGAACACCCAUCGUCUCUGGCUCCAGCGAGCUGAAUCUAACUCAACCCAUCCUGCACACAUACUGA